Molecule: messenger RNA, 6681 nt
Organism: Myiozetetes cayanensis
Lineage: Eukaryota; Metazoa; Chordata; Aves; Passeriformes; Tyrannidae
Gene: ZDHHC15
Product: zinc finger DHHC-type palmitoyltransferase 15
Exons: 12
Coding region: 1-1014 (337 amino acids)
Biological process (GO): peptidyl-L-cysteine S-palmitoylation; synaptic vesicle maturation; protein targeting to membrane
Cellular component (GO): Golgi apparatus; endoplasmic reticulum
Molecular function (GO): protein-cysteine S-palmitoyltransferase activity
Source: RefSeq, a predicted model, not a curated record
AUGUGCGCGGGGGCCAUGGCGCUGUGGCGGGGGCUGCGCUGCUGCCGCCGCGCCCUCGCCUGGCUGCCCGUGCUGCUCAUCGCGCUGCUGCUGCUCUGGUCCUACUACGGAUACGUCUGCGAGCUCUGCCUCGUGACUGUGAGCAACCCUGUGGAGAAAGUGGCCUAUCUCGUAAUAUUCCAUAUUCUCUUUGUGCUCUUUGUGUGGACAUACUGGAAGUCUGUUUUCACUCUCCCAGUGCAGCCAGACAAAAAGUUCCACAUGUCCUACGCUGACCAGGAGCGCUACGAGAACGAGGAGAGGCCGGAGGUGCAGAGGCAGAUCCUGGCCGAGAUCGCCAGGAAGCUGCCGGUGUACACGAGGACCGGGAACGGAGGUAUUCGGUUCUGUGACAGAUGCCAGCUGAUCAAACCUGAUCGUUGUCACCACUGCUCCGUCUGUGCCAUGUGUGUGCUAAAAAUGGAUCAUCAUUGUCCGUGGGUGAAUAACUGCAUUGGAUUUUCUAACUACAAAUUCUUUCUACUGUUCUUAGCCUAUUCUUUGUUGUAUUGCUUGUAUAUUGCUGCAACAGUCUUCAAGUAUUUCAUUAAGUAUUGGACAGGUGAACUGACCAAUGGCCGUUCCAAAUUUCACAUCCUUUUCCUCCUCUUCGUGGCAAUCAUGUUCUUUGUGAGCCUCAUGUUUCUGUUUGGGUACCACUGCUGGCUCGUCAGCAGAAACAGAUCCACCUUAGAGGCUUUCUCAGCUCCGGUGUUUCAAAAUGGCCCAGAUAAAAAUGGAUUCAAUCUUGGCUUUGUAAAGAAUCUUCAGCAAGUGUUUGGGGAAGAAAAAAAGCUCUGGUUGCUGCCUAUUGCCUCAAGCCAGGGGGAUGGACAUUUUUUCCCCAUGAGAGCCUCGUGCGAAGCUCGGAACCCUCUCCUGGCAAAUGAGGAGCAGUGGGAGGAGGAUGGAAUAGAUGAAGAGCCCCAGGGUUCUGGUGAGGCCUCAGCCCUUGUCAUAGAAAGGGAGACAUAGCAGAGUGAAGAUGCAGCUGGAUAAAGCUUGAGCACAAAGCUUCCCUCUCAGGAGCCAACACCUUCUCUUGACAUGGACUUCACAUUUGAGGGGCAGAAAACAAGUGGAUCUUCAAGAUGAGAAAACAUCCUGAAGUAUCAUCUGACUGGAGUCUGCAUCUGAGAGCACUUCUCCAGAAAUCCUGCUGUCCAGAUGGCCCAAGGCUUUAUCAGUUUAAAUUACAGAGUUAACAGAACAGUUUUACAGAGUGAUUGUGGCCAAUCUUCUUUGGCCUGCUCUCUUUAUUUUAUAAAGACUAUCUAUUUUUUAUGCAAAAAAAAAAAAAAAAAGGUAAAAAUGUUGAUGAGAGUGCACUUCCAAAGGCCUUUUCAUUUUGCAAACAUCAGGGACUCGGGGUCUUGAAAUUCUACCAAGCCAUAAUAUUCUUGGGGAUGGUUAUUUAUUUUAUUUUGAGGCUGAUUCUCCAACCUUCUCUGACAAGUGGCAUUUUCUACUGUGGCUGAAGUUCUGAGUCAGUUCAGCCCAGUGUGAGAUGGACCCAGUUAAAUCUGGCACUAAAUUGGUAGCUGGGUGUAAGUGUUGAAAGAAAAAGUGCUGAACGUGCACACAGACAUGUGCAGCUGUGAAUGCAAAUAAAAUACUCCCAUUGCCAGUAUCAAGAUUCAAGAAUAUUGUGGCCAUAGAUUUUUUUAAAAAACUUUUUUUAGGAGGGUGUUAUUGUCUUAGAGUUUGGUUAUAGUGCUCUUUGCCCAGUCCAACUUGCAGGCACCUAAAAUGCAAACAGGAACUUCAGACAGUCAGUUCAGUUUGCAUUCAUUCCUGGGGCCAAAAUGUCCACUCGUUGCUGGAUCGGUGUUUGAGGGGAAUUUGUUUGUUUGUGCAGUCAGAAAGGAAGGUGUGAAUUGAAACACAGGAGUUGGAAAUGACACUGAGAGUUUAGCUCCACACAAAAUGCUGAAGAGACAAUGGAUAUAUAGAGUUUUUCAGACUUCUUCCCAAGCCAGUGCACUGAGGGGUGGUUCCAGGGGUUUCAGCACUAGGAGGUGAUCAGAUUUUUUUUGCUCCAUUUGCAGGCAGAGGGAUGUGUCCUGGUUCUGUUCUGGGGAAGGGAACUGACACUUUGGCCGGAUUAUAAGCAUUUUUCUAGGCUUGAGUCUUUUUUUAUCUGCAUGAUUCAGCCCUGGCAGCUCCAUCACUCGUGUCUGGAUGAGGUGCAUGCUUACAGUAUUGGUGUACUGCCUUUAUGAUCAUUUGGUACCAUUUUCUCUCCCGAUUUUGUGUUUGUUUAUCAGCCCAUUGGUGUUGACCUUGGCUGCAGAGCAGUUGUGCCUGUCAGGAGAAAUGACCUGAGAAGUGAGUUUGGUUACAAGGGUUUUGAUUAACUACUAAAUCCUCUUUUCCUCUGUUUGCUCGGCUGCUGCUGCCAUUGGGAAUGUGUUGGUGAGGUGGGAGAGGCUUUCUGCCCUCAGGAGCAGCCGUUCCCUGGUGUCCUCCCGCCCUGGGGACAGGGAUCAUCAGCUCUGCCGCUCCCUGCAGAGCAGGCAGGGAUCUCUGGAGUGUCUUACAGCUGAAUGGGGUUGUGAGGGGUCAGGGGUGCUUUGUGUCCUCAGAGUGGGGCUGAAUUCACACUCAGAAUGUUCCUGCUUCAGCCGCCGGAGCCCCGCCCGUGGGGUGCCCGUCUGGCACAAAACGGCUCUCGAGUGUUUCUCCGGUCCAUCUAAACCUGCAUUUCUAAUGUAAUUCUCGAGUUGGACCUUCCCCUGUGUGUGAUGAAAGAUGGCAGCAGAAUUAAUCACCUCAUUUCUGGCAAAACGUGCUCUGGAGGGGGAGGUUGAGAGGACGAUGGCACAGGAAGUGUGCAGGAAUUCAGCACCAACAGAGGUGCAGUUUGUGCCUUUAAAAACUCGACAUUCCUUGUGUAGAAAACCAGGAAGAAGAUCUGGGGACUUUCUGUUCCAUUCUGUCAGCUGAAGUGUGUUUUGCAGAGCUGUGUGGAUUUACAGGAGUUUUCUGAGCAGGUUCCUGUGUCCUUCCUGGCUUUGGUUCUGGUUACAGCUGUGUCAUUCUUUGAGCUGUUUGCCAGGCAGCAGCAGCAGCAGAGCUGCCCACAAGUUCUGCAGGCACCAUCCCUGCCUGCUCCUGCUGCAGCACUGCUCACUUGGUAGUACAAAAAAUCAGGUUUUGUCUUCUAAUAAUUAUUAAACCAGAUGUCUUUGAAAGGCAGCUACCCAGCUCAGAUUUAGAAGCCAUUUUAAACGUUUCCAAGUAACUUUUGUUCAGUUGUUUUUCUUGUAAAUAGUUAUGGCCAAUUCUUCCCUUUCCCUAAAGGCAGCUCAGCCCCGCCCCAUGGUUGUAAAAAUCUCUUGCCCAGGUAGAAAAAACAUAGAGUUUAAUCACUUCAGAACCACUCCCCAUCAAUCUCCACAUGUCAGGUGUUGGAAAGCUUCAGGAAAUGCGAAACAAAAAAGGUGUGUAAAAAUGAGGCAGAACAAAAUGAGGGAAAGCCACGUCAGAGUGACUGAACAAGCUCCAUUUUUGUUCCCCUGGGACUGGCACCUCGGGAUGUCACUGUCGGCCUCUGGUCAGGUGCUGUAAAUCCAGUGGCACCAAGGAAUUUGGGGAAGUGGCAGGGUUUGAAUCUCAGUUCUGGUGCUGCUGUGAGUUGUGGGACUGUGUGCUGAGUGCCUGCAGCAGUGUGGAGGUGGGAAGGCCACUGUGACCCCAGCCAGGGGGGCUGCUCUCUCUGUCUUAGUGUCAGUCCCGGUUUCAUGUUCCAAACUAACUGACCACUAACAACCACCUCCUCACCUCUCCCCUUCUCUCCCAUUUACAUUCAGGUACACUGUGCUCUUAAAAAAAAAACAAACAGGGAGAACAUCAGACUGAUGUUUCUCUGGGUAGAAUGGGGGACAGUCGAGUGCUGGGACAGUCGAGUGCUCGGCCAGGACCCGUCCCCGCUCCACUGCUCUGACGGUUCCCUUUUCUCUGGCUGAGCUGGAUUUUUGGAGCAGGAUAACCUUGUUUUCCUUCAAGCAGGGGGCAGUUCUGCGUGUUUUCAGCAGGCUGUACCCAGUGUGUGUGGUGCACAGCCACUGGCAAGAACCAGGAAGCUUCCUAAAGGCACUAUGCAAUGACUGUUUGCUUCCUGGGAGAAAGGGGAGUGCACUCAGCAGAAUCCACACCAGCUGGAGCUCUGAAAGCACAACUUGAUGCAUAAAGUCUGUAAUAUAAGAUGAACAUAAAAUAACAAAUAAUUUUCCCUUUUUCCCCUGAAUGUAGCUCUGAAGAAGGACAGGCUGAGCUGUUCUCAGGGCCCCACUGCCUCCCCUGCAGAGCAGAGUUAACUCUACAGGGCAGUUUCCCCUUGCAGAGCCAGCUCACUCACCCGAGGGUUUAAUUAGCAGGUGAAGGAGGCACUGCUGACCUUAUUUAUUAAGCCAGAAUUAAUUAACUCAGAAGCCUCAUGUUUUCAUUUCAGUGACUCCCGUGGUACAGAUUUUUUGAAGCUGAUCCACAGCACUUGAAAAUACCUCAAUUUUAUCGAUCCUUUUCCAAUUCUAUCAGCUUGCUUACAGAACGCUUGCAAAGAUCAGCCCGUUCUGAAGGGAUCAAUGACAGCAUUUGCAUGGUAGAGUGGCUGCUUUCAUCGCCAGCAAUGGGCUGUCAAACAGCCUGGCAGGGCAGCUCUCCCUGCUCAUUCCUGCAUUUCCCGCCCUGCUCAUCAGCGCUGAGCUGCUCCCACCGCUGCAGGCUCUUAUCUUGUCCUUUUUCCAUCUCCCCUUGAGUCUUCUCUCUUCCUCCUGCACAUGUAGUUACGGUAUUUUCAGCUUUGAGCUGCUUGUGCUGGUUUUUGGAUACUGUGAAGGUGAGUAGGUGUCAUUUUAUGCAGUUGUGCGUGUAUUUGAUUUGUAGGUAAUCUGUUUGUCAGGUAUCAGUUUGUGAUUCUCAUCAUCAGGCCCAGCUGGAAUUGCUUAGAGCAGCAGGAUCCCACUUCCUGCGCUUUCUCUUUCCUAAGAAACUCAUCUCUUCAUUCUUGCACUUCAGUUUGGGAUGUAAACCUUGUGAAAUAAAAUCUGAGUUUACAUUUCAAAUGCAAGUCUGUAAGUUGGUCAUGCCUGCAUGCUCCUUAAAAUGUUAUUUUUUUCUGUAUAAGGUUUUAAGAUUUACAGCAGCAUUUGUAAAGCUUUAGUGGGUGACUUACAAUGUUAAAAAAAGUGUAUGUUGAGGGGGGGGAAAAAGAGCAGCCAAAAAACCCAACAAAAAUGACAAAGGGAUCAUCUUUAUUUCAUAUUUCAGCUGUGUUUGAAAAGAAAUGCCUGCUUGCAUCAACCAGCUCAUGGAACAGGCAGGGAUUUCAUCUGAAGGCAUCCCUGCUGUUUCAGUAAUUCCUCAAGUACUUAAUUCCUUGAGUUCGACACUGGAGUAAAUCCCGUGGAACAACAAAAUGGUUCCUCCCCAUCUCCUUCCUGACCUGGAGCACUUUCCUUUGUAAGACAAAGCAAAAUCCAGGGGGGUUUGACAAGGUCAGUGUAUUAUUUUUCUCCCCUGCUUUUUUCUGGAGAUUCCAGGAGCCUCCCAGAUGUCUGAGAGAGAAAUCCCUGGGGAGCUGGGAUCCCAAAGGAGGAGUAUGGGGACUAAGAACUUGUGUGAGGAGGUGGAACCUGCUGUUUUGCUGUUCUGAACUCCAGGUGUGGUCAUUCUUCCUCAGAAUUAAUUACAGUGUGGAGCAGCUUCCUGCUCUACUCACUGCCCAUCUAAGCAGGAGCUACUCCAGAGUGAAUCCAAAUCUAUUGUUGGAGCAGGGAAUUUAUAACAGCUUCCCUUUUGCUUAGGAACAUAGGAAAUAGAGAAGGCCUUGUUAUUUUAUGAAUUAUAAUCUGAUCAGAUGGCUGCUCUUCAUCUGAAAAUUAUCUUUAUUGUGCAAAUAGGUCCCUCAAAGAUGAAAUAAUUUAAAUCUCAGGAUCAGACAAUGGCAGCUCUGUCUGUAUGUGCUGUUCAGUGUUAGCAGGAGUUUCUACUUUGCCUCCCAGGAAGGCCAGUGGGUUUCACUUGCUGGAGUUUUUCCAGGCAGGAAAAGGGGGUUGAACAGCCACUGCAGGAGCUGCUCUGGGUUGGGGGGCUCUGGGGAGCCAACUGAUACCAAAAUCUGCACCAGGAUCAGGGUUCCUCCACUGGAACCCCUGUGGGGGCUGAGCAGGCUCUGUGCCAGCAAAAUCAGGGGAAACAGUAGAAUUCCAGUGAUUGGUGUAUUUACAUCCAUGCUUUUCAGGAACCAGCAUGAGCUGGUGGUGUUUCCUCAGCCCAGCUCUGAUCUGUGCUGCUCAGCCAGCUGCUUUCACACAAAUUCCUCACCUCUUCCUUUAACAGGGAAUAACUAUUUUCCAGUGAAUGUCACAAAGGGACUGCUGCCCCCCUUUGGGGUGCUGAGCUGGGGUCAGGAGUUUAGUGCUGCUGCUGACACUUUUGAUAUCAAAUCCUUGGGAUACUCCUUUUUACUGUUGGACAAACAUUCUGACCACGCUGAUGCCCUGUGGAGUUUCACUGGCAUUUUCCAAGUGUUUGUACAGUUUCUACAGCUGAAUAUCCUGUAUGUUCUGCUUUGUUGUUUUCUAUUAUGCUUUAUACUGUACUGCAGGCAAGGACUGCAUUAAAACCAUUUUUGGCUAA